Messenger RNA from Penicillium canescens, 2334 nucleotides. RefSeq names its product ATP-dependent RNA helicase MAK5 (gene mak5). Gene Ontology annotation, cellular component: nucleolus. The record is from RefSeq and is a predicted model, not a curated record. Gene Ontology annotation, molecular function: ATP binding; nucleic acid binding; RNA helicase activity. The coding region runs from base 1 to 2334 and encodes 777 amino acids. Lineage: Eukaryota; Fungi; Ascomycota; Eurotiomycetes; Eurotiales; Aspergillaceae. The transcript is spliced from 3 exons.
AUGGGUCAAAAACGAGGACACGACUCUAAAGCCCAGGCGCUCCAGACGAAAAAGCGCAAGAAGUCCACCAAGGCCGAUGCGUCGGAAGAUGAUUCUAAUGCGUUUGUCGGAGUUGAGGACCUCAACUGGAAGGAGGUUGCGCUCCCUGACCGCAUAGAGGAUGCAACUGGAUUCUUUGGCCUAGAGGAGAUUGACGGCGUGGAUAUCAUCAGAGGGCAGGGUGGCGGUGAGGUCCAAUUCAAGGCCAAGUCAGGAAAGCCCAGAAAAUCAAUUCUGAAAGCCCCCGAAGAAGGCGAUGAAGACGAGUGGGCUGGGUUCAGCGACGAAGACUCGACCGACAAGACUUCCAAGAAGACCUCCACGGCCGAUGCUAUCGAAGUGAAGGAAGAUAAGAAGCCCAAGAAGGAAAAGAAGAAGGCUGAUAAGAAGGUUGAUCAAAAUGCGGAUCAGAAGGACGAACAAAAGCCCAAGGGACAGAACGAAAAGAAAAAGCCCGAACAGAAGCCAAAGCAACAAAAGCCGAAGAAGGACCAGAGCAUGAAGGGCGCUCUCUCAUUCGAAGCACUCGAGGAAGACGAGGACGGAGAUAGCGUGGAUGUGUCGGCCUGGGAUGAGCUCAAUCUCUCACCUGAGAUCUACACGAGUCUUUCUAAGAUGAAGUUCAGCUCUCCGUCAGCCAUUCAGAAGGCCAGUAUCCCCGCUAUUAUGGAUGGCCACGAUGUUGUCGGAAAGGCCUCGACAGGUUCUGGAAAAACGUUGGCCUUCGGUAUUCCAAUCAUCGAGCACUACCUCGACAAGAGAGGGAAACAAGACAAGAAGGCCGAGAAGUCUGAUUCAACACCAAUCGCGUUGAUUCUCUCUCCUACCCGAGAAUUGGCGCAUCAGCUCGCAAAACACAUCGGGGAGCUCAAUGCCAACGCCCCCGACACCGAUGCCCGCAUUGCGCUCUUGACCGGUGGACUGUCUAUUCAGAAGCAGCAGAGACAACUCGCUGCGGCUGACAUUGUCGUCGGAACCCCGGGUCGAGUGUGGGAAAUCUUAAGCCAAGGACAGGGUCUCAUCCGCAAGAUGCAGAAGAUCAAGUUCCUAGUCGUUGACGAGGCCGACAGACUUCUCAGUGAGGGUCACUUCAAGGAAGUCGAAGAUAUCCUUGGCGCUCUUGACAAGCAUCAAGCUGGAGAUAUUAAAGACACGGAUGAGGAAGCCCAGGAGGAGGAGGAACCGUCAGAGAGACAGACUCUUGUUUUCUCUGCUACAUUCCACCGUGACCUUCAACAAAAGCUCGCAGGCAAAGGCCGUUGGACAAACGGUGAUAUGUUGGACAACAAGGAGUCUAUGGAGUACCUUCUGAAAAAGCUAAAUUUCCGCGAGGAGAAGCCCAAGUUCAUUGAUGUGAACCCGGUGGACCAGAUGGCCCAGGGUCUCAAGGAAGGAAUCGUUGAAUGUCCUGCUAUGGAGAAGGAUCUUUACCUAUACUCAGUGCUUCUAUACUAUCCCAAGCACCGGACAAUUGUAUUCACUAACUCCAUCUCGGCUGUCCGUCGCAUUACCCAGCUCUUGCAAGCUCUUCAACUCCCUGCAUUUGCCCUCCACUCUUCCAUGGCCCAAAAAGCCCGGCUUCGUUCCGUCGAGCGAUUCUCAUCACCCACCGCGGACCCAAGCUCAAUCCUUGUCGCCACCGACGUCGCAGCCCGUGGUCUCGACAUCAAGGGAAUUGACAGUGUCAUUCAUUACCAUGUCCCACGCGCAGCAGACAUGUACGUCCACCGGUCCGGUCGUACCGCUCGUGCUGGUGCCUCUGGAAAGAGUAUCCUGAUUUGUGCCCCCGAAGAGGUUGUCGGCGUCGCCCGUCUUGCCGCUAAGAUAAACGCCAAGAAGCACAAGGCUGAAGGUGAUGCACCUUCGAAGAAACUCCCUCUCGAGUCUCUCGAUAUCGAUCGUCGGGUCGUUGCCCGCCUUCGUCCCCGCAUCAAUCUCGCCAAGAAAAUCACCGACACAACCAUCGCCAAAGAGAAGAUCAACACAGAGGACAACUGGCUUCGCGCUGCCGCUGAUGAUCUCGGUGUGGAAUACGACAGUGACGAGUUCGAUCAGUCUCAGGGUCAAGGCCGCGGCCGUGGCGGUGGCCGCCAUAGGCGUGAGAAAGAGGCUAGCGGUAUGACCAAGGGGGAGAUGGCCGGGCUCCGCGCAGAGCUGAAGCAGCUGCUUUCUGAGCGUGUCAACAUCGGUGUUAGUGAGAAGUAUCUUACUUCCGGUCGCAUUGAUGUCGAGGCUCUGCUCCGUGGUGAGGGUAAUAAAGCCUUCCUGGGACACCUUGACCCGCUCACCUUCUGA